CUACCCCUUUCCUUCUCAUCAAAUCCAAAAGCAAAUUCUCUCUAUACAAAUACAGUCCUUAGCUCCUACAAUUCAUCAAGUUAUCAAUGGCCUCAACCAAAUCCUUCAUUGCAACUUUACUUCUUGUUGUCACAAUGUCAAGCAUGAGCCUAGAAGCUCGCCAUCUUUUGCAAACUACCACACAACCAAAUUUACCAGCCAUUCCCACUUUACCAAAACCAACAACAUUACCACCUUUACCUUCAAUUCCAAAUAUGCCUCAAGGAAAUCUUCCUCCAUUGCCUACUAUCCCUUCUAUGCCUAAACUCACUAUGCCACCACUUCCAAGUCUUCCUACAAAUAUUCCAACAAUUCCAUCUCUCAACAUUCCACCAUUGCCAGCAGUCACUUCACUUCCAAACCUUCCUUCAAUCCCAACCACUUUCCCCUCCCCACCACCUUCAACCUCUAGCCCUUAAACACUUCUUUCCAAGUUGCAUUAUGUGAUCAGCUAAAUACAUGCAAUAGACAUUGCAUCAUUUCUUGAUUGUGUGUGAUGAAAUUGUACGAGGUUAUGAUGAUUGUUGUAUCUUUGUUUUAUUGUACGGAGUAAAAAGCCUUUGUAUUUUUUUCUUUUCUACUUACCAGUUUGGUACUAUUGCUUGUACUUUUGAAUUUAAUUUAUUGAUGUUGAAUACACAUACA
Molecule: messenger RNA, 684 nt
Organism: Medicago truncatula (barrel medic)
Lineage: Eukaryota; Viridiplantae; Streptophyta; Magnoliopsida; Fabales; Fabaceae
Product: protein PELPK1
Exons: 1
Coding region: 87-458 (123 amino acids)
Source: RefSeq, a predicted model, not a curated record